UCCUUUUCUAUGGGCGUAUUAACUCCAGCUCUCUAUCCCCACAAUGCAUAUUGUAUAAGUAGGACUAGGUUCCCAUCUCUCUUCGCCAAAAGUAAACCUCUUCAUUGAGAGAAAUCAUUUGACUACAAUAUGAGCGUAGAGAUUCUCGACGGUGCAACGAUCCGCAACUUCAUCGACGACGAAGCGGCCUUCACCGACCUGGUGAAGGACCGGUUCUCCUACCUUGACUCAAACCACGACGGCCUCCUCUCCUACUCGGAGAUGGCAAAGGAACUAAAAAGCCUGAGGGUCCUCGAGACUCAUUUCGGCAUCGACGAUGCCGGUCUUUGCCCCGAGGAGCUGGUCCGGCUCUACCGAGGCCUGUUCGCUAAGUUUGACCGUGACGGUAAUGGAAGCGAGGAUUUAGAGGAGUUCAAGGCUGAGAUGAAGGAGGUGAUGAUCGCGGUGGCGAAUGGGAUUGGGUUCUUGCCUGUGCAGAUGGUGGUCGAAGAGGGGAGUUUCUUGAAGAAAGCUGUGGACAGGGAGUUGGCCGGAGCGGCAUGAGCUUAAUUAUAGUAAUUACAUGCGUAUAAAUGUGAAAUGCUUUCACUAAAUUUUCUAUCUUUUUUUCUUCUGUGAUUUAGAUGAGGCAUGAGAUUAUAAUUAAAGAAUAAAGAGUGGUAUUUUUGGAAAUUGAGCAGGGAUUUAGACUCGAAUAUUA
This is a messenger RNA of Asparagus officinalis (garden asparagus), 700 nucleotides long. RefSeq lists its product as uncharacterized. Gene Ontology annotation, molecular function: calcium ion binding. The transcript has a single exon. The record is from RefSeq and is a predicted model, not a curated record. NCBI's taxonomy places the organism in Eukaryota, Viridiplantae, Streptophyta, Magnoliopsida, Asparagales, Asparagaceae. The coding region runs from base 130 to 543 and encodes 137 amino acids.